AUGCGACAAGCGCCGGGGGAGAACUUUCCAGUGUAUUACCGCCGCGAUCGCGACGUCGCGACAACUUCAACAGAAAGAGCAGAGCAAGUGGUACUGAACCAGAACGUCGAGCCUCUACUGGCCCAUACGUUUCAGAUCGUCGCGGGCGUCAAAAUCUCGCCCGACGGUACGCAAGUGCUUGUUCUGAUCGAAAACGACCGUGAACAGUGUCGAGCGAUGCUAAAAGACCUCCAAUCCGGAGCGUUGAGUCCGCUGGACGACAUUGUUGGCAUCAAAAACGCAGAAUGGAGCUCUACGACUGAGCGGGUGUUCUAUUUUACAAAAGUUGACCACCAUGGACGGCCGUUUGCGGUAUACCGGUACCAUCUGGCCACUCGGAUCCAGGAACUGAUCUACGAAGAGCAAGACAGAGCUUUUUUCGUCGAUGUGUCGCAGACGAAAGACACGCGGUUCGUGCUGAUCAACUGCAACUCCAAGAACUCGUCCGAGAUCUACGCACUGGACAGCCACAAUAGCGGCGCGCAGCCUCGUCUGCUACGUCCACGCGAGACUGGCACGUUGUACUUUGCCGAUCACGCUGCUGGCCAGUUUUUCAUUGUCACCAAUGCUGAUGGUGCGCUCAACUACAAGAUCGCGACAUCUACUUGGGAUGCAACGGAAGGGGCAGCUGGACUGUGGACAACACUCGUUCCCGAGCACGAAGACGUCAAGAUUGAAGACGUGGAUCUGUUUGAGAAGUACCUUGUGCUGUAUGAACGUGUGAGUAGCGUGCCUCGCAUUCGAGUGUGUACACUUGGGAAGCAGAGCGAGACUGACGUCAGCGCUUCUCAUUGCAUCCCAUUGCCCGAAGAGCACGAAAUUUGUCGAGUUGUACCUGGAGUCAAUCGAGAUUAUGCAGCUCACCACGUACGGUUUCAAGUCUCCACGCCCCUGGUGCCUGAAAUCGUGUACGACUACGACAUGGAGAGCAGAAAGUUGCAGGUGUUAAAGGAGACAGAACUGGUUGAUCGCUCGGUUGACCGGAAACAGGAAACGGCCCACAAGGUCAUCACAUCGUCGUUUGCGCCGGACCAGUUCACGUGUCAAAGGUGUUACGUGCCAAGUAUGAGUAGUUUGGGAGUGCGCGUUCCACUGACUCUCAUUCACCGUCGCGACAUCACGCUGAAUGGGCGAAACCCGACACUGCUCAUCGGUUAUGGCGCGUAUGGCACCAACCUAGAAGCUGACUUUGAGCUCGAGCAUUUGAGUCUGCUAGAGCGUGGAUGGGUUAUCGCACUUGCGCAUGUCCGUGGCGGUGGUGAGCUCGGGUUACAAUGGUACCAGGCAGGCAAGGGAAUGCAGAAACGUCACACGUUCGAAGAUUACGUAUCGUGCACGUAUCAUCUGCUUGAUGCAGGAUACACCAACCCGGAACGACUAGCUGGAAAGGGGGUGAGUGCUGGUGGACUCAUCAUGGGAUACGUGGCCAACGAGUACCCACAUUUGUACCAAGCUUUGGUGAUGAAGGUGCCUUUCGUCGACACCUUGGCGACAAUGAACGAUCCAUCUUUGCCACUGACAGUUCACGAGUACGAUGAAUGGGGAGAUCCGAGCUGUUCAGAAGCUCAUGAGUACAUUCGAUCGUACACGCCGUGCGAAAACGUACGUGAGAAGCAAGUGUAUCCCGCAAUGUUCGUGACCGGUAGUCUGAACGACCAGCGGGUGCAGUUCUGGGAACCUGCCAAGUGGAUGUACAAAAUGCGAAAAGUGCAGGCCUCGCUUCCUAAGCGCGACAAGCGCCUCAUGCUGUUGAAAAUGGGUGAAGAUGAUGGUCACUUUGGUGGCGGCGGUCGACUCGAGCAGCUUGAAGAGAGCGCUAUGGAAAUCGCGUUUUUAUAUCAGGCACUGCAUCUUCAGUUCCCGUCAACGUAA
Messenger RNA from Hyaloperonospora brassicae, 1911 nucleotides. The record is from the annotation of a GenBank genome assembly. NCBI's taxonomy places the organism in Eukaryota, Oomycota, Peronosporomycetes, Peronosporales, Peronosporaceae.